CCGAGGCCCGUUUUCUUACCUGCUUGUCGAGCAUCUCCGUGGUUCAAGAUGUCCACCUCCCUUCCUGGCAACCGGGACCUCCCAUCAUCCCAGUAUGAUCUAUCCACAUACUGGGGUCGCGUGCGCCAUGCGGCUGAUCUUUCCGAUCCGCGGAUGAUGUUCGUCUCUUCUGCUGGACUGGACAAGGCCAAACAGUUGGUUUCUGCUUACAAGCAGAACCAUGUCCCUGCCAUGACGUCCGAACUAUGGCACGCUAAGAAGGUGGUUGACUCGACAUUGCACCCCGACACCGGCGAGCCGGUCUUCCUCCCCUUCCGCAUGUCCAGCUAUGUCCUGUCCAACUUGGUCGUCACUGCGGGUAUGCUUACGCCCGGUCUUCAGACCACCGGAACCCUUCUCUGGCAAAUCGCCAACCAGUCCCUUAAUGUUGCCAUCAACAACGCCAAUGCCAACAAAUCGACUCCACUUUCUUAUUCCCAGAUGGCCAAAUCCUACCUCAUGGCCGUUUCCGCAUCCUGCUCCGUCGCUCUCGGUCUCAACGCCCUCGUUCCCCGUCUCAAGGGCGUCUCCCCUAACACCAAGCUCCUUCUUGGUCGUCUGGUCCCAUUCGCAGCUGUCUCCAGUGCCAGUGCGCUGAACGUCUUCCUCAUGAGAGGCGAGGAGAUUCGCCAGGGUAUCGAUGUGUACCCUGUCUUGUCUGAGGCCGAAAAGAAGAAGCGGGAGGAGACCGGCGAGCCUGUGCAGAGCUUGGGUAAGAGUAAGAAGGCCGCAACGAUUGCGGUCGGAGAGACGGCUAUCAGUCGGGUGCUGAACGCCACUCCGAUCAUGGUUGUGCCGCCAUUGGUGCUGGUUAAGUUGGAGAAGACCGCGUGGCUGCAGGCGAGGCCAAAGAUGGUGCUGCCGAUCAAUCUGGCAUUGAUCCUGGGUACCUCUUUGUUCGCAUUGCCACUGGCGCUGGGUGCAUUCCCUCAGCGACAGUCGAUCAGUGCCAAGAACCUGGAAGAGGAGUUUUGGGGCCAGGGAGGCCAGGAUGGGAUGGUGGAGUUCAACCGCGGAAUGUAA
Messenger RNA from Aspergillus brunneoviolaceus CBS 621.78, 1062 nucleotides. RefSeq names its product sideroflexin family transporter. Gene Ontology annotation, biological process: monoatomic ion transport; mitochondrial transmembrane transport. Gene Ontology annotation, cellular component: mitochondrial inner membrane. The record is from RefSeq and is a predicted model, not a curated record. The transcript is spliced from 4 exons. The coding region runs from base 49 to 1062 and encodes 337 amino acids. Lineage: Eukaryota; Fungi; Ascomycota; Eurotiomycetes; Eurotiales; Aspergillaceae. Gene Ontology annotation, molecular function: monoatomic ion transmembrane transporter activity.